UGCGGCGGCGCCGGCGGCGGGACCGGCCCCGGUGGGCCCCGGUGAAGCAGCUUUGUCUUGCUCUGCUGCAGGUAACCACCACUCCCAGCGAGGCAGCAGCUCCUCCUGAGGAAUUAAGGAAAAUGCUGAGAAGUCUGAAAGGACUCGUCUGUCGCUCUCUGAAGCUGGACCGUGGCUGUGCCCUCCACACGGCAGCCAGGGAUGGGCUGAGCUCGGUGUCCAGCCAGGAUGUCCCGGCAGAGAGGCCCCGAGCAGUUUUCCACACCAGCGAGAGCGACCCGGCCAAGCACACGGAGCAGCACGAGGCUCGUCUGUACAACAUCCCCCUGGAGGAGGUGAAGGCUGUGUUCCCCCACGGGCUGCCCCACCGCUUCCAGCAGCAGAUCCGGACCUUCAACGAGGCGCGUGUGAUGGUGCGGAAGCCGGCGCUCGAGCUCCUCACUUACCUGAGGGGCUCCAACUUCGCCCACCCUGCUGUCAGAUAUGUGAUCUAUGGUGAGAGGGGAACAGGGAAGACCAUGACCCUGUGCCAUGUGCUUCACUACUGCUCGAGGCAGGGCUGGCUGGUGCUGCACAUCCCGGAUGCUCAUCUCUGGGUGAAGAACUGCAAGGAGCUUUUGCAGUCUUCCUACAAGAAAGACCGCCUGGAUCAGCCUCUGCAGGCUUCUGUCUGGCUCAAGAACUUCAAAACCUCCAAUGAACGUUUCCUGCAAGAGAUAAAAACACAAAAAAAAUACAUGUGGGGCAAACAAGAAAGCACAGAGGAGGGCAGACCUUUGGGGGAAGUGGUGGAGCAGGGUCUGGCUCGUGUCAGGAGUGCCACUGAUGCCGUGGGGGUGGUGCUGAGGGAGAUCAAGCAGCAGAGUCACCGCAGCUCCUUCCGGCUCCUCGUGGCCGUGGACGGCGUCAACGCGCUCUGGGGACGGACCACGCUGAGGAAGGAGGACAAGAGCCCUGUUUCUCCAGAGGAGCUGACGCUCGUGCACAACCUGCGGAAGAUGCUGAGGAACGACUGGAGUGGAGGUGCCAUCGUGACCACCCUCAGCCAGACUGGCUCACUCUUCAAACCCAGCUCAGCCUACACUCCCCAGGAGUUGUUGGGAAAGGAGGGGUUUGACGCCUUGGACCCCUUUGUGCCCAUCUCGGUCCCCAACUACAGCCCGAGGGAGUUCGAGAGCUGCUACGGCUACUACCUGGAGCGCAAGUGGCUGCAGCACGAGAAAGCGCACACGGAGGACGGGAAGGCGGAGCUGCAGUUCCUGAGCGGCUUCAACCCUCGGCAGCUGGACCGGCUGGCGGGGCCCUUAUAGCGCAAUAAAGGCUCGGUUCCCUC
Messenger RNA from Pseudopodoces humilis (Tibetan ground-tit), 1333 nucleotides. It is a transcript of the gene DAP3, whose product is annotated as death associated protein 3. Lineage: Eukaryota; Metazoa; Chordata; Aves; Passeriformes; Paridae. Gene Ontology annotation, molecular function: structural constituent of ribosome. Gene Ontology annotation, biological process: apoptotic process. Gene Ontology annotation, cellular component: mitochondrial ribosome; mitochondrial small ribosomal subunit. The record is from RefSeq and is a predicted model, not a curated record.